UACUACUAACUUGGUAACUUGAUCAACCAAUACUUGCACCUAUCAAAUGUUAACAGCUGGUAUAUGCAUCGAGUAUCAGGGACAUCGAUCUAAUCGUAUAAUUUAUGAACCUCGGAUUCUAAAAAUUUAUGGGAUCACAGAAUUUGUCUUGGUAAUAAGAUUAGAUUUCAAACCCUAAAACCUAGGCUGAGCUCGCAUGCAUCGUUAAAUUGGAGGAAUUUUUCAAUGUGCUGGGAAAACGACCUAAUACACCAAAUGUUAUAAUACAAAUUGUUGGAUACUUAAAAAAAAAAUAAAAAAAUAAAAAAAAUCUACAACAACUUGUAUUAUAACACUUGUUGUAUACGUCCGUUUUUUCAACACGCUGAAAAAUUUCUCUCUAAAUUGGUCCAUGUUCCUUUGUAACUACGAUAUUAUUUAGCUCGGUUAUCACGUACAAGAUAGCGUGUAAGAAGGUUAUUGAAGCCAGCCCUUGCCCUUGGUGCAUGUGAACAGCCUAUUUUCCCCCGCACUUCCGUCACACGGUGCCGUAAGACUGGGAUCUAAGUCACCAACAUCUUAUAGCUAUACCACCCCAAGGCCUUUAAAUAAUAAAUAAUUAGAAUAAUGUACACAAAAUUACAUAUCCAACUUGGCAUUGUCGGUCACUCCAUGUGUACGAACCACAGAACCCUGAAAAGUUCAUGUAUAUAAACCCCCUUAGGGUUUCUGAAACAGUACAAGUCUCAGUGCAUGCAGAAGAGCUAGUACUCGAUCGGAACUAUUUUCUGAAACGAGGGUUUUUUGGUAGGAGAGAAACAGCAGAUUAAAGACGAUGAGAAGCCAGAUGAGAUUUGUGCUUCUCGUGCUCCCAUUUUUUGGUUUAGUUGCAGUGAGCUUCUGUCUAGGGUUUGUAAGUGCAGAUGGUUCGACAGUGCCAAGGCCGAAGUUGACUUGGCAUUACUACAAAACUCACAACACUUGUGAUGAUGCAGAGGUUUAUAUCCGGCACCAAGUGGAGUUGUUUUGGAAAAAGGAUAAAAGCAUCACUCCCAAGCUCCUCCGGUUGGUCUACUCAGAUUGCUUUGUAACGGGUUGUGAUGCAUCAAUCCUCCUUGAUGGUGAAGACUCAGAAAAAACUGCACCACAAAAUUACGGGCUUGGAGCUUUUGUUGUCAUUGACAAGAUCAAAACCGUCCUCGAGCAGCGGUGCCCCGGUGUCGUCUCUUGCGCCGACAUUCUCAACCUCGCCACUAGGGAUGCCGUUCAUUUGGACGGCGCACCAUCUUAUCCUGUUCUGACAGGAAGAAGAGACGGUCUGACAUCAACCAGGUCAUCAGUGGACCUUCCCUCACCCUCCAUCACAUGGGAGGAUGCCCUAAAAUACUUCAAUUCUAGAGGCUUGAACGUACUGGAUAUGGCAACCCUCCUAGGUGCACAUUCAAUGGGGAGAACACAUUGUCACUACAUUCUUGAUCGGCUGUACAAUUUCAAUGGCACCAAAAAGCCAGACCCAAGCAUGGACCCUUCACUCUUAAACGAUCUGAGAAAGAGCUGCCCGCCGAGAACGAAAAAGGGACAGACCGACCCUCUGGUGUACCUAAACCCGCAAUUCGGUGCCAACUACAGAUUCACACAAACCUACUACUCCAGAGUUCUAUCGCACAAAGCUGUACUUGGAAUCGAUCAACAGUUACUGUAUAGCAACGACACUAAGGAAAUCACUCAAGAGUUUGCUGCCGGUUUUGAAGACUUUCGAAAGGCAUUCGCUAUGUCUAUGUACCGGAUGGGAGAGUACCAGGUUUUGACAGGAAACCAGGGCGAGAUACGCAAAAAUUGCCGAGUUCCAAACAAGAAGUAGAUGGCGAGUAGCUGUGUGAACCGUUGAGAGAUUCGGGAAGGGAAAUGCUGUCAUCUCGGUGGUGGUGUUUUGUGUUGGUUAAGGAGGAAUAAUUUGGGUAAUGACCUAAAGAAAAGUACAUUUCCAAUUCAUAAAUAAAAUUAUCUAACAAAGUUUCUUAGAUUGUCACUCAGUAGCUCUCAGCAUAUGAUAUUUUGUAUAACCAUCAAACAAAACUCUCCUUCCAAGUUUUCACAUCCUCAACUCCGCAACAUAUAACGAAAACUAAACAGACUUUUGGAAGUGUAAGCGUCAUGAAGUAACGAAGAUUACAAGAUUAAUAAAAAAAAUCCAAGUUUUCCAAACCUGUAACAGGUAUCCAUCAAAGCUUAAGCAAUCAGAACUCCAAGCACGAAAACAGAGAAACUUCUUCCGACUUUGCAAUGUCGCUGCUGGCUU
Messenger RNA from Pyrus x bretschneideri (Chinese white pear), 2278 nucleotides. Its product is annotated as probable peroxidase 26. The record is from RefSeq and is a predicted model, not a curated record. Gene Ontology annotation, cellular component: plant-type cell wall; plasmodesma. The transcript is spliced from 4 exons. Gene Ontology annotation, molecular function: heme binding; peroxidase activity. Gene Ontology annotation, biological process: response to oxidative stress; hydrogen peroxide catabolic process. The coding region runs from base 815 to 1840 and encodes 341 amino acids. NCBI's taxonomy places the organism in Eukaryota, Viridiplantae, Streptophyta, Magnoliopsida, Rosales, Rosaceae.